AUGAUGGAAGGAAGCUGCCUGUGUAAAGCUGUAACGUUCAGGGUGGAUGCCCAUGUAUCUAGGCUCUAUCAAUGCCACUGUUCUCUAUGUCAGAAGCAAUCGGGAUCGACCUCCAACACUGCAACGAUCGUCAAGGCGAGUGAUUUUCGAUGGCUCGCGGGUGAAGACUCCAUUACCAAGUGGCAACGGGAGACGGGCUUUUCGUCUCACUUUUGCAAAACUUGUGGCUGUCCCGUACCAAAUCCACUCCGAAAUACACCUUAUUACUGGAUUCCCAUGGGGUUGAUUGAUGCGAAUACUGAUGACAGCUCCCUGGAGAAGGGAGCUCAAGUGCGAGUGCACCUAUUUUGCAAAUCCAAGGCCAGCUGGGAUACCAUUCAACCGCACACUGAAAGAAUGUACGACGAAUUCGUCGAUAAUAUUGAUAGUUUUAUCCAGGAUCUUAUGCAAUUGAAAGAACUACCCCAGCAGAUAUAA
Messenger RNA from Seminavis robusta, 477 nucleotides. The record is from the annotation of a GenBank genome assembly. Lineage: Eukaryota; Bacillariophyta; Bacillariophyceae; Naviculales; Naviculaceae.